AUGGAGGACCAACAUAGCUACUGUCUUACUGGAGUGCAUGUCUAUUCAUCUGAAACCGGGAGUUGGGUUCAUAAGGAGAAGAGAUGGUGCGGCACCAUUGAUGUCGCUAAUGACCGGUCAACUGUUUAUCUUAAUGGUUUUCUGCAUUUCUGUGCCAUUGUUGAUGGUUCUGCCAGUCGUCUAGCUGCAGUGGACAAGGAGGGGAAAGCAAGGACUAACUUCCGUGUUCCUGAUGGUCUGGAUGUUGGUUUUAUUCAGCUGUCACAGGGCUGCCUGCAUUAUGCUGGUUUUAACACAGAUGAUGAUGAUGAUGUUCGACUGCUUGUUUAUGUUCUUAAAGACUAUGACCACAAAGAAUGGAUACUGAAGCAUAGCGUCGAAACUUCGCAUUUGCUUGGAGGGCGACACGUAGACCUUGAUGAGGACUUCGAUUGGAUUGCAAUUCAUCCAGAAUGUGACAUGAUCUUGUUUGCUGUGGCCCAGGAGGAUAUCACAUUCAUGUGCUAUGAUAUGGAUAGUGGACAAGUUAAAGUGAUGUGCAAUCUUGAAGAUAGCAACCAGGCAUAUUUUCCGUAUGUGCCACUAUAUGAAGAGUUACAAUCAUUGCACAAGUGA
Messenger RNA from Triticum turgidum subsp. durum (durum wheat), 615 nucleotides. The record is from the annotation of a GenBank genome assembly. Lineage: Eukaryota; Viridiplantae; Streptophyta; Magnoliopsida; Poales; Poaceae.